Menidia menidia (Atlantic silverside) is the source of this 1770-nucleotide messenger RNA. Lineage: Eukaryota; Metazoa; Chordata; Actinopteri; Atheriniformes; Atherinopsidae. The record is from the annotation of a GenBank genome assembly.
AUCACCAUCUGUUUGUCCAUAUUGUGCGAUCCCCCAGACGCUACUUUUGGCCUGCUGCUGGGCGUGUUUCUGCUGUGCGGCCUGGCUCUGCUGGGCCUCGUUACGCUCGUCUCCUGGAAGCUGUGCUGGGUUCCUUGGCGGACGAAGGCCCACUUCCCCGGUCCCUCCCUCGGCCCUCGGCUCAGCCCGCCGCGGUCGCCCCUCUCCUCUCCGCCGGGUCCCCAGCAGCAGCAGCAGCAGCAGCAGCCGGCGCCGGUCGCCAUGGCGACGGAGAAGGUGAAAGACCCCAUGGGCUCCAUGGGCUUCCUGGAGGCGGCGGUGAAGAUAAGCCACACGUCCCCCGACAUCCCCGCCGAGGUGCAGCUCUCCAUGAGGGAGCACUUCCUGCGCCGCACGCAGCGCAUGCAGAGGCAGACCACCGAGCCGGCCUCCUCCACGCGGCACAACUCUUUCAAAAGACAUCUUCCCAGGCAGAUGCAGGUGGGCAGUCUGGACCUUGGAAAUGACUACAUGGUGGAGAAGGAGGAAAAGCCCACUAGCAUCGGUCGCAUCCAACCUGAGCUAUACCAAGAAAAUGCCUUGGAAUCGGAGGAGUCGUCCAAAAAGGCCAGCAGCAAAAAUUGCGGCCGGAUUAAUUUCUCUCUCAAGUAUGACUAUGAGAACGAAGCGCUCAUCGUCAACAUCCUCAGAGCGGAAGACCUGCCCGCCAAGGACUUAUGCGGCACGUCCGACCCGUACGUGAAGAUCUACCUGCUGCCCGACCGCAAGAAGUUCCAGACCCGCGUCCACCGGAAGAUGCUCAACCCCACGUUCAACGAGAGCUUCCAGUUCCCCGUGCCUUAUGACGAGCUGGCCACCAGGAAGCUCCACAUGACCGUCUUUGACUUUGACCGAUUUUCCCGGCACGACAUGAUCGGGGAGGUGAUGCUGGAGAAUCUUUUCGAGACGUCAGAUCUGUCCCGGGAGACAAACAUCUGGAGGGAAAUCCAGUACGCAACCAGUGAAAGCGUGGACCUCGGGGAGAUCAUGUUCUCGAUGUGUUACUUGCCCACCGCAGGCAGACUCACACUUACUGUCAUCAAGUGCAGGAAUCUCAAGGCCAUGGACAUCACCGGAUACUCAGAUCCUUACGUGAAGGUAUCGCUCAUUUGUGACGGGAGACGCUUGAAAAAGAAGAAGACAAGCAUCAAAAAGAACACUUUGAAUCCCACCUACAAUGAGGCCAUCAUCUUUGACAUCCCUCCAGACAGUAUGGAUCAUGUCAGCCUGCACAUCUCUGUCAUGGACUAUGACUUGGUGGGUCACAAUGAGAUCAUCGGAGUGAUGAGAGUUGGAUGCCAUGCUGAAGGACUUGGCAGAGACCACUGGAAUGAAAUGCUGGCUUAUCCGCGGAAGCCCAUUGCACACUGGCAUCCUCUGGUGGAGUCCAAGAAAUCUGAGAAAGAGUGGAAGGCGAGAACGGCCAGCUUUGACAGCCAAGGUUCCUGCCCCUCGCCCAGGCCCCCCGCUAGUCCCUGAGCAGAGCCACCUGUGACCCGGCAGCCCACAGGGGGGGGGGGGGUUCUCUCCCUCUUGUUGAUCCACUUCCUGUCUGUCUGAUCGAGGAGAAAAACACAACCCCACACCGUCUCUCCCUAUUUCCGUCCCCACCUUCCUCAAAGCCUAGUCCCAGAGCACUCCUAAGAACGGACCUAGGAUGGUUGUAAGUCAGUUGUGUGAAGCACAGUCUUUUUGGGGGUAAAACUGGGUUACUUGUCCAGUCAGUCCAGU